AUUUUCAACACCUGCAAAAAAUCAAAAAUGCAAUACAAAUCGUAACCGAAAUUUCCUUUGCACUUCGACAUAGAAGAUAAUAGAGUGGAGUUCUGUGCUUGAGACAAGAGCGAACUGAAUUCAUCAGUUUGAUACAGAUGGCAUUGGAUUCUUGACGAUCUACGCUCGUAUGAAAACAAAUUGAAAUAGAGGUUAUGUUAUUUUAAAGAAGCCUUACUGUGGACUGUAGUACAUUAGUUGGUUAAAAAUAUAUUUGCAUAACGUUUUUUAAUAUUGAAUAACCUACAUACAUCAGAUAUGACUGAUGAGGAAGUGAUAAGAAGAAGGCUAUUGAUCGAUGGUGAUGGAACGGGAGAUGAUCGUAGAUUGAAUGUUCUGCUAAAGACAUUUAUAAAAUGGUGCAACACUCCAAUCGAUAAUCCUAGUGAAAGUCAACUAAGCCAAGAUCGUAUGCUCGGUCAGCUCUCACAAUGUGAGUACACCUUUUCAAAAUGUCGUCUACUGUCCACUAUGUGCGAUGCUGAACUAGAGAACUACAAAAACCUGUCGACGCAGAUCGCCAGCGACAUAGAGAAAGCCAAGGAGGAGAUAGAAACGACCAAGACCAAGUUCAAGGAAGCGAAAACUAUUCGCAAGAACCGGGUCGAGUAUGAAGUGCUGGCGAAAAUCAUCAACGAGCAGCCUGAUAGAAAGCAGACUUGUGAAGUUCUGUCGCAGAUUCAGAAAGAACUCAGAAAUUUGGAAGAAACGAAGGCUCAGUUGGAUAAGAAAUGGGACCUGCGAAGAAAACAAUUUCACGUUCUUGUCAGUUCAAUCCACCAACUCCAAGGACUUCUUGAUGAGACUGAAAGUGAUGACGGCUCCAUUACUAGUAUGGACUGGGUUUAACAAUUAUUAUAUUUAUUUGUUUCCAACUUGAGCCAGUUAUCCUCUCAAUACAAUUACUUAAAUAUAGCAAUAUCUAUUCUCAACGUUGGUUUUGUAAAAUUAUCGCUCAAGAAAAAUAAAAUUAUGAUUCAUAUUGAAUGAAGUAUAAAAAAUUGAUUUGUAUAAUGUGUUAUUGAUUUGUGCUAUUAGAAAGUUCAUACUUA
Nilaparvata lugens (brown planthopper) is the source of this 1091-nucleotide messenger RNA. Its product is annotated as THO complex subunit 7 homolog. Bases 298 to 888 code for a protein of 196 amino acids. The record is from RefSeq and is a predicted model, not a curated record. Lineage: Eukaryota; Metazoa; Arthropoda; Insecta; Hemiptera; Delphacidae. Gene Ontology annotation, cellular component: THO complex part of transcription export complex. The transcript has 4 exons. Gene Ontology annotation, biological process: mRNA processing; mRNA export from nucleus.